This is a messenger RNA of Paramormyrops kingsleyae, 5628 nucleotides long. RefSeq names its product repulsive guidance molecule A-like. Lineage: Eukaryota; Metazoa; Chordata; Actinopteri; Osteoglossiformes; Mormyridae. Gene Ontology annotation, biological process: BMP signaling pathway. The record is from RefSeq and is a predicted model, not a curated record. Gene Ontology annotation, cellular component: plasma membrane. Gene Ontology annotation, molecular function: coreceptor activity.
CACAUCCAACUGAGCAUGCAGAUAAACAGAAGACGUUAUUAAAGAUUAAAUGAAUUGCUUUGAUUGCGCUUUUGCAAAUUUUAAUAUGGAAAAUUGGAAUGGAGUUUUAUUCAACACUGUCGAGUGACUAUAUUCUCACUUCGGCUACUUAUGACGAAUCUUCAUUUAGGCUAUUUCACAUUAGAACUCUGAGCUUAUUUUCAGUUUUGCUAAUUGCAAAAGUGGUGGAGGUAAUUAACCGUGCCAGUGAAAUAUAUGCAUUAAUAAUGCGAAUUUCGCAGUUCACGUGCAGCCUAGAAAGCAAGUCCCUGUUUCUGUAAUUAUGCGUUAAUUCCUGGGAGUUAUAAUCUACCCUUCAGAAUUACCCAACGUGCGGAGUAACCUGUAUGUCUAUCACGUGCGUUUGUCGUGAUUUCCAGAUACGUAUAUUCAUAACAGUAGACAUAAAAGCGCCGCCUGUUGGAGAGUUACUAUAAUUAUUAUAUUACUCGGCGUUUAAUAUGAGGGUGUCUUACCGUGUCGGCUUGCGGUACCAGUGAAAUAAGAGAAAUUAAACGGAAGGGCAUUCGAUUAUACUACAUAUAUGCUAUUGCUGUUAUGAAAUUUUUUUCGCAUGCUACAUGUGCUCCGGUGCAUCAAGUGAAGUGAAGGCCCUGAAUGGUACCUGGUACCAGGACUCAAGUUCAUGGACCUUGCAGCUGUCAUAUCGUUUUAUGCUAGGGUUUUGGUACUUUCAGGUGUGAAAAAAACUGCGUUGGUAUAAAGAAUGCAAAACCCGUAGUCUUAAAAACAAGGUUUGUUGCCAGAGAUAUGGAUAUAUAUUAGUUAUAGCAUAUAAUUGAUUUUGAACUGCAACCAUGCAGUAAACUGGUGAAAUAUUCAAGCAAAUAUCUAUGCAGAGUAUAAGACGUGAUUUCUCUGGCUUAAAACUAUUUAAAAUAUUUCUGCCAUAUGAAGACAUGCUUCAUAAAAGUAUAAUAGUAAAUAGUAAAGUUAAUAGUGAAGGUAUGUCCUGUGUAAUUUGAGAUGGGGAAAGGUGCAUUUUAAUAACCUGUUACUUAUUUAGUUACCGCCCCUGGGCAAUCCAUAUGAACCGGUAUAACAGAAGGUCUGUAUAAUAAGUUGGCUGAAAUCUUGGCAAAGUGAGCCGUGGCGAGAUGUCUCUGUCUAUAAAAGUAUGAAACGUGGACGUUUGCACUUGUAAAAGAAAGUGCUGUGAAGACUCUGUAGGCAAUCUUUUAAGCAAGUGCCCCUCAGAUGAAACAGUCAAAACAUACAGAAUUUACGGUUUAAAAAACGUAUAUAACCGACCUCGUGUGUAAUAUUGAAAAUGCACUCUUCCAAGUCGGAUGAAACGUGAAACCUGGCCGGGUGGGGUGCGGUGGAGGGUAAAGACUGGGAUUCCCACCGGAGGAUUGUGGGCUGUGCCUCCCAAACAGCCCCGAGAGAGGAAACGAGGGCCACCCCGAGCUGGAUGGAUGGUUAUGGGGAAAGGAGCAAGACCUUCACUGCGGGCAGUCUCCCAGUUCGCCGUACUGCUCAUUUACAUCUGCCCUUCAGUGAGCCUGCAGUGUAAGAUCCUGAGGUGCAACUCGGAGUUCUGGGCCUCAGCCGCCAGCUCAGGGCCCGGGGAGUUCUGCGCGGCGCUGAGGGCGUAUGAUGCAUGUGUGCGGCGCACGGCACGUGCCUGCCGCGGUGACCUGACUUACCACUCUGCGCAGCACGGUGUCGAGGACCUGAUGGGACAGCACAACUGCUCCCGAGAGGCAGCCUCGCCACCUUCCCGUGCCCGCACCCCGGCCUCGCCCCCUUCCCGUGCCCCUGCCCCGCCCCCUCUUCCAUCCCCUGACAGCCAGGAGCGCUCCGACGGCCCAGAGGUGUGCCACUACGAGCGUAGCCUCCUGCUUCACGGUGUGCCACCUAACUACACGCACUGCGGCUUCUUCGGGGACCCGCACCUACGCACCUUCAGCGAUGACUUCCACACCUGCAGGGUGGAGGGGGCGUGGCCUCUCAUCCACAACAAGUACCUCUCCGUCCAGGUGACCAACACACCUGUGCUGCCUGGGGCUGUUGCUACAGCCACCAGUAAGCUAACCAUCAUAUUCAAGAACUUCCAGGAAUGUGUAGACCAGAAGAUGUACCAUGCUGAGACGGAUGAGCUUCCAGCGGCAUUUGCAGACGGCUCCAAGAACGGAGGUGACCAGCAUGGGGCCAGCGCAUUGGCCAUUCUGGAGAAAGUUCCGGGUCAACACGUGGAGAUCCAGGCGCGGUACAUCGGCACCACCAUUGUGGUCCGACAGGUAGGCCGCUACUUGACGUUUGCCGUGCGGAUGCCAGAGGAGGUGGUGAACUCGCUGGAGGAGAGGGACGAGCAGGACCUGUACCUCUGCCGGGACGGCUGCCCACUCAGCCAGCGCAUCGGCUUCGGCGCCGCCGCGGUCCAGGCUGACAAUGGCCACGCCCCCACCAGCAAAACGGGCUUCACCUACAUGUCAGCCACAGCCACGUGCAAGGAGCACCUCCCUGUUCAAGAUCUCUACUUCCAGUCCUGCGUCUUUGACCUCCUCACAUCUGGAGAUGUCAGUUUCACUAUGGCGGCUUAUUACGCUCUUGAGGAUGCGAAAGUGCUCCAUUCGGACAAGAGCAAACAUCACAUCUUUGAAGCCGCGUGGAAAACGGGCAGCUCUGCACCAGGAACGCACACUGGCUAUUCACUGUCCUCUGCCAGCCUCCUGUUGUUUGUCUUGUGUAUCCAGGGCUGACUCACAUAUCCAUAGUCACUCACCUCCAUCGCCCUUCAUUCUGCCGCCAGUGGGCCGAACCUACAGAAGGUCCCUCUCACCUGAUCAUACCUCUGCUGGUAGAGUGUCAUUCAGUCAUUUCUGGAGUCUUCAAGUACAGCCCUACAGACCAGCUUAUCAGAUCAUCUAUCAGUGCAUUGUCAUUUCAGAGCCACACAUGACCUCUACCUGAAGUUCUGGAGAACUUCAUCUACUAGUAGUCUGUGUUGCAUUACCAUUUUUUCCUAAAGAACCACCACCCUGGUGUGGGUCUCCAGAGGAAUGAGGAGAUGCCGCAGACAUGUCCUGCGCUGGCAUCCCAUUCAGAGAAGAAAAACACCAAUAUGCCUGUAGACAGGAUGUUUCUAGCAAGUAGUUGGAAUCAGGGAGAUCCUCCAGAAAAACUGUUUCAAAAAUUUGCAGCAUUCAGCUUUUCUGGCUCAUUAAUAUUUUGUGGGUGCUGUGACUUAAUAAUGUUAUCAUUAUUAUUUAUUAAAUGGGACAGUGAAUUCUCUGUUCACAUUACAGAAACAACCAGGGUAUACAAGUAUGUAAUAUGUCAAGUCAGAAGUGGUUUAUUUUACAGGACUAUUUAUAUCUAAUUACUAUGAGUCAUGAACAACAGUGUCGUUUUAGACCAAGAAGUCCUGGGCCUAAAAUAAGAGGUGUAUUUAAUUCCUUGAUGAAAAAGUUCCUUUGCUAAUGUCUUCUGAGUGUAAGUACACCCAUAUGCCCUCUGCUCCAACACUGUAUUACCGUCAAUGUCUGUCUUACUUGUGGCCAGUUUCCUGUAGAUGAAUGUUUUAAAAAUCUGGGGAUGUGGCUGUUCAGAGACGGGGUUCAGUCCGGACAAAGUGCUGAGUGCGGCUCCCAGCAGUAAUAUAGAUCCCUGGCUCAAUGCUGGGCUGAGGCUGCUCUCUAACCCUGAGCUGAAGAUACCAGUAUGGCCAGACCGUUAAAUGUGAAGAGCAGAACGUGACUGUGAAUCUGCGGAUCUGGCCGUGCUGUUGGACUGGCUGGGGAUCGUGUGUCUCUGUGGACCAAUGGAUUACUGGGGUAAAAGCUUCUCAAGAGAAGAUCUGUUUCCAGACAACUAAGCCAGGGCUUGAGGGAGGUGGACUGGUGCCUUUGGGUUUGGCCUAGAUGGACGUUCUGAUGGUGCAGGUAACCUGAAGGGACCAUGAAAUGAGAGAGAUGGAAAUUCUCUGAUUUUAAUGGUGGUAGUUAAUUUCACACUCUGGAGAGCCGCACCUUCGACACAUUGUUACUAAUUCCUUGAACACCAUUCUGCCCCAUGGGGAUGGGGGGGGGGGGAGACUAGCAGAGGUGCCGAUAAGGUGUUAAAAGAUGUUGGCUCUUGUUUAUGUGUCAUGAUGUCAGUCUUCUCCAAGACUGUCUCAGCUCGUGUUGUACAGGUACACACAAGGCUGAUCUCAGCAGCUUCUACUAACAGAAAUGCACUGAAGGUCAUUUGAGCUAUGCUGCUGAUCCUGGAUUUUUUUAUUUUUUUUUUCCUGGCUAAUAUCUCUCUCCCUGUCGAAGCUGCCAAGGCAACUCGUCCUCAGCUCGCGAGCGGAUUCCUGAAGAACAACAAGCACUUGUACGCGAGAACCACUUUACAUAACUUACAGCAUCAAAAAAAAAAUACAAACUGUCAGACAGCAUCUCGUGAACUGAUUACGAGCAGCGAGAGCACGGCGCAGGUUUGCUGGCCUGGUUUGGGAAAGUUAGUCCAACACGACUCACCUCAAAGCGGCUUUGCUGCGAUAAUGCACUGUCCGCAAAUAAGCGUAUAAAAUGUGUGGUUGUACGAAAGGCCAAGAACAAUGAAUUAUUGUUAGGCUGUUCUUUUGGGGUUUUGUAUGAGGGGUGAGGAGGUAAGUAUUAUUUUUUAUUUAAGUACGAUUUGUGAAAAUAUGAAUGUUGCAGACUUGCAUGCUGCCAGAAAGACUGUCCCUAGAUCCUGGGUAGUGCACUAUAAUAGUGAUGUGUUCCUGUCAGCCAUACUUUGGCUAACUGUGGCGUGAUGGGUCAGGAGGCCGGAACAACCUCCCUACCUGGGAAUAAAAGGGCAGAUGAGGCCACAUGCGGACGUUUGCUUCUCACCGAACAGUGAAAACAGAAUGGAAAAACCGUGUGCUGCGACUCACUCUUACACUACAAACGCACUUUAUGUUUCACUAGGAAAAGAGGACUAACAAGAACCAGAUCAGAACAUGUUUGUAUUGUGACACCCGAUAAUACUGUACAUUAUUUAUUGUGAAGCUGUAUUUUAUGCUGACAGUGUGUGAUAUAAUAUGAUAUGCCAGUUGUCUUCAAAUCGUAAACCCUCCAGCUAUAUUGUCGCAUAUCAAAUAUUAAAGAGUGAUCAGUAAAGAGAGUGAAAUUUAUACUGUAAGCUGUGAAAAUUCAGUGUUGAUUUAAUAGGUCAACCGGUCGGCGUUCUUUAGCUGUUUAUGGGGGGGAAAAAAUGUUGAUUGCCGUAUAACAUAGUUUGCACACACUGGACUCGCAUUCAUGUUUGUGGAUUUUUCCUGCAAGCUUGUGUAUUUCAGCAUUGAGUAUUCAUUUAUGUAUGACACGUGGGAACUGACAUGUUUAUGAAAUUUGUAGAUUAAAAAAUGUCACAUACACUAAGACAGUGCUGUUUAGGUAAUCAGUGUCAUCUGAAAUUCUAAUGGCUGUUUAAUGCUUUAAAUGUUUAACAUAAAAAAGCAAUUUUUUGGGGAAAAUAACCAUUUGUGAUAGAAAUAUAUAAUCACUCUGUACAGUCUGGUUUUGUUUUUACGUCUUAUUGUGGAAAGGUUUAACUAGAAGGAGUAAAGAUUGUCACACAGUUGUGAAA